Messenger RNA from Penicillium soppii, 204 nucleotides. RefSeq lists its product as uncharacterized. Lineage: Eukaryota; Fungi; Ascomycota; Eurotiomycetes; Eurotiales; Aspergillaceae. The transcript has a single exon. The record is from RefSeq and is a predicted model, not a curated record. Bases 1 to 204 code for a protein of 67 amino acids.
AUGACCCCCGGUGUUUGGGCCGCGCAUCUCCUCAAUCCCCGGUGGCAAAACUCCUCUCCCAAUGGCAUUGCCGCUGCUAGCAUGAUCCAAUGGCCACAGCUACUUGCGGCGAAGCGUGAGUUCCAGUUGCAUCACCUGCUUGCUGGAACGAUUUAUGCCCGACUAAACGGUACUUUGAAAAAUGUUGUCUCCGUCCUCGUGUAA